AGGAGAGCGAUAGUUUUUUUUUUGGGACCCUUGCUUGAGUUUCUGCGGAGGGGAAAAGACAUGUUUUGUGCAGGAAAAGUAAAGUGCGCAUUUAGAGCCGACAGCAGAGGGAUUGUUAUUGGGAGUUGUUCUUGUCUCCCCGUCUGGAAAAUAGGACCGUAAAUCUUUCUAUGGCAAGAGGAGAAAAAAAACGUUAGAGAAAAUGUUUGUCGAAAGCAGAUGAACAGAAAAAGCACAGAAGAAAAGAGGAAGAGAGCAAAAUAUUAAAGAGUGCCUUUACAUCAUACAAGAGGAGUAUCAUAUAUAAUCUGCAGCACUUUGUGUACGAUAAGCAAGAGAUGGGACCACUGAAGACAAAUAGAAGACGUUCUCCGCCAUUAACAAGAGGCAGAGGGGGAAAAAAGGGAGUUGGUUCUCAGCCCUUAAAAGAAAAGGACUCCAAAAAAGUGAAGAAAGAGACACUUGUCAGAACCGCAGAGCACACACCCAGCACUCCUGCUAAACGCAGAUACACACCGACAUCCACAGAUGCCAACCCAGAUGAUGAACCAAUCGCAAACAGUAAUACCAUUGCUAAGGAGGAGACUACUGAACGUGUGAAGCAUGGCGUGUCGGAAGCAAGUGAUGAAAAGAAGGCAGAGGAAAAGAGUGAAAAGGAAAAAAUGGUUGGGACAAAUGGAAACAGUAUCCCACCCACUGGUUCUGUAGUAUUGCCUACCUCUGCCCCAUCACCACUCCCCAUAGCUGCACCCCAGCAAGCCACCAAUCACGGCCCUGGCUUAGGCUCAGUUUCCAGUAGGAAGACGGCCACAUUUAAAGCUCGUGUACCCAAGAAAAAAUACAUGUAUGAGCACUUUGCCAACAAUACAAGUGUCACAAAUAAUGUUCCUACCUCCAGUCCUGCUCUCAUAUCUAAUAGCUACGGCAAUUUCAACAGCAAAAACAGUCAGAGUAUCAGUACUCCUAAUAAUAUGUUUAAGUGCAGCAACAAUAUUACUAACAGCAUUAAUAAAGGCACUAAUGUGAGCAUAAAUAGCAGUACUUCCAGUAACACUACAAGUAGUAUUACCAGUACAAAUAGCAGUAGAAACAUUGGUGCUGGCAGCCAUUACACUUAUAUGAAUAGCAUUGAUAGCAGACGUAAUAAUUGCUCAGGUAAUCAGCCAUCAGUGUUAGCAGGAGAAAGAAAAGCUACAGAAGCAAACCAUUUUGUCUCAGUAAAGGAUAAAACCCCCAGGAUCUCACAUUCCAAGGAAAGAGACUCACUAACAGGAGAAAAUGAAUUGGAGGGGGCCCCUAACUCAGUGCGCUCUUCCUCUACCGAUACAGCAAGCGAGCAUUCCUCUGACCUGGAUGUGAUGGAGGCAACAGGACCAAAUACUAAACUCCACAUCGUUGCUUCUGUCCAAAACUCACAUCUGAAAGAGAUCAGUCUUUCAGAGGGACUGGCUGAAGCUCUGGCGAAAGGCAUGAAAAAUCAGAGAGUACUGGCCCGCCAAAUAAAAAAUAAACCGCCAUGUGAUAUAAAGACUGCCAGCAAUGAAGAUUCCUGCCUCCAUUCUCCUGUGUUUAGACAAGGAGUGGUGCGUAGGGUAAGUGGAGGUUCUGUUGAAGUUCAGCUCCAAGGAGUAGAAACCCUUGUUAAAUACCCAUUUUGUGGUGGCACCAUGGUGACACCCUCUAUUGAGGCCGAGAGUGCAGUCGACUUCAUUUUAGAUGCACCCCCACCCGGCACUUCCCCCGUGGCUGUUGGGACACGGGUGUGUGUCCCAUUUGUCGAAGAAGAAGAAAGGAUUCCUCCAGUGUACAGAGAAGGGGUUGUUGCUCAAGUCGACCCCCACCCUGGUGUCUCAUUUCCUUAUCAGGUUCUACUUAACGAAGAGAGAGAAGCUCUAGGUGGAGAGUUAGUGGGGGAGAAGAAGGAAGGCAAAGUAACGGGUCGGUUUGUCUGGGUGUCCCGACAGAGCCUAAGACUACUCAUCCCUCCCUGGGAGGUUUCCCAGUUAGACGGUGGGAGAGCAAAGGAGAGAGAGCUUGAGCGGGAACGGGAGGAGAGGGAGCGCCUGGAGGAGAUGGAGGUAGAGAGAGAAGUGUGCCAGUUAAGCAUUGGAAUGGGGGUGCUGGGAGCUGGUGCACGGUUGGGCCCUGGGUUUUCACAUGAAGGGACUGAAGGGGUGCAUACUUCCAGAACCGUACAUCCACCUGCCAGUUCCUCCACUUUAAGCUCCAGUGUAGUUGCCAUCACAAGUCAUGGAUGUGAAAGCAAUAUGUCAGGAAGAGAAAGGCAGAAACAGCCCAACACGCCAGAGGAAGAUCGUGAGGUAUCUCGUUUUAACAUGGGUCAUUCCAUUGGUCCAAAAGCAAGUGCUGGAACCUCUCAGUACAGGAACAUUGUUUCCAAGCCCACUAGUUACGCUCCCACAUCCACUCACCUCUCAAUGGUGAGGGGUGUAGGACCACUUCAUCUCUCUACAAUAACCAGUCCUCUGCCAACCCCAUCUCCUUCCUUACUUACCCCUGAAAUAAGCACCACCACUUCAAACCUACCUCUAACCAAGACCACUCCCACCCAGACUCCUACUCCCACUUCUGGUGUGGGCUCCUCCCCAGCCUCCUCCCGUUCCAGGACUCCCCUCUCACUGGCUCAGCAGAAGUACAAAAAAGGCGACGUGGUAUGCACUCCCAACGGUAUCCGUAAAAAGUUUAACGGGAAGCAGUGGAGGAGGCUGUGCUCCAAAGAGAGCUGCAUGAAGGAGUCUCAGCGAAGAGGGUACUGCUCCAGACACUUGUCCAUGAAAACCAAAGAGAUGGAGGCAGCAGGGGGAGAGAAGGGAGGGGGAGGCAGCAGCUCAGGGACGGUGACCCCUUCUGACCUUCGGGGGAGGGCAAGCAGUGAGUUUGAGUGGGACGACACGUCAAGAGAGAGCAGUGAGACAAGCAGCAGAGGAGACUCCAGACCACGCUUGGUUCUCCCUUCCCUCCUCCCUCAUGAGCUUUCAUCAAGGUUUGAUGUAGAUGAAUGUGAGGCUGCCACCAUGCUUGUGUCCUUAGGAAGCUCUCGCUCUGGCACUCCUUCCUUCUCCCCUAUCUCCAAUCAGUCUCCCUUCUCCCCUGCCCCCUCUCCCUCACCCUCACCGCUGUUCGGUUUCAGGCCUGCUAACUUCUCCCCUAUUACUGCAUCCCCAGUCUUACAACACCGGAGACACCGACAGCCCAGUGGUGCAGGAGGGGGAGGGGGGAGUAAAUCAACAACCCUAGCAGGAGCAGGUGAAAGGGAGAGACACAUUUCGGGCAUCCAGCCGUCCUUCCCCAGUAACCUGACGUUUACAGUCCCCAUGAGCCCCAGCAAGAGAAAAUCUGAUGCCCCCCCUCCUCCACCCCUUCCCUCACACCACCACGACUAUACGCCCAAAACAGAGCUGGAUCUGGGAGACCUCAACAACUCUUUCAGAGUUCUUUCGCCCCAAACACCAGCAUCACAUUCCCGCACACAUACGCCCACCCUCUCCCAGCUCAAAGGACAUAGCACACCCUCUUCCAGCAGGCCCCCAUCCUCUGCUGCUACCUCUCCUCCUCCUCUGCUGGUCUCCGCAACUCCUCCUUCUCCUCUCUCAACUGACGGAGGGCCUCGACGAGUGGUCCCUAUACCCCAACAGACUUUACGGGACUCCCCUGUCAUUGUUCGAAAUCCUGAAGUUCCAUUUGCAAAAUUCACAGAGUCUCCAUCAGAAAGAGGAGGAGGCAGAAAUGAGGCAGCUAUAGAUAAUAACCCCCCUAAAGAAAUUGCGCUAACCCCCCUCACUGCUCAGCCCGUCGCAGGCCUCCAGGUUCCCGUCCCUAUUAACGCUGCCACAGCAACAGUGCCCAACGGUACUGUCUACUUGCGGAGCCCAGCCCAAACUCUGGUUCUCGUUUCCCCGACAGCUUCCUCCCUAUCUUCCACUGACCCGACAGCCAACCCCUUGCAAGCCCUCUCAAUUACCGUCAGCACAACCGUGGCAGCUUCUGCUCCAAGUAGCACAGACAGCUCUGGAGAGCGAGAGGACAACAAGUGCACCGUGUUUGGUGGGGAGGUGCAGCAACCAGUUCCCUGUCACCCCUCUCCCACAGCUCUGCUCCCUCUAAUCCUACCAGCAGAAACUUUGCACCCUGCCCCUCGAAAGGACAUCAUCAUGGGACGUCCUGGGACAGUGUGGACCAAUGUAGAACCACGGUCAGUUCCAGUCUUCCCCUGGCAUUCAUUGGUUCCUUUUCUGGCACCCACCCAGUCAGAUGCUCCAUCUCAUCCAGGUGAGGGCCAGCAUCCCGUCAACCACCCUCAAGCAACCAGUCUGAAGACAGGGCAUUGUUUUCCCUCAGAUUGUCAGGGGGUGGCAGCGCUCUCACAAGAGCCUGCAGAGGCACCUCCCACUGUAGAGAGAGGUCCCCCAUCCAGGCCCCCACCCUCCUCUGAAGAGCCUCUUCCUGAGAAGGAGAAAGGGGAUGCGGAGAGGGAAAGGCCCGACAGUGAAACCGAGAGCGACGUAGACGACCCCUUCCUCCCAGGAGUUGUACCAGAGCAGCCUCUCUCCACAUCCCCAGUAAAGCGACGCACUCAGUCUCUCAGUGCACUGCCCAAAGAUGGAGACAAGAGCAGUCCAGGAAAGAGGGAGAAGGACCACAUCCGGCGACCAAUGAAUGCAUUUAUGAUUUUUAGUAAGCGUCAUCGAGCAUUAGUGCAUCAACGCCAUCCAAACCAGGACAACAGGACAGUAAGCAAGAUUCUUGGGGAGUGGUGGUAUGCCCUGGGACCUAAGGAGAAGCAGAAGUACCAUGACUUGGCCUUCCAGGUAAAAGAGGCUCACUUUAAAGCACACCCAGACUGGAAAUGGUGCAACAAAGACAGGAAAAAGUCCAGCUCCGAAGGUCGUGGUGUCCCUGGAAACAAAGACAUCAGGGAAAGAAGCAUGUCAGAAUCAACAGAGCCCCAUUCUGUGGAGCUGAAGGGUGUGGGUCCAGGUCUGGCGGGUGUAUCGGAAAGGAGCACAGGAGAGGGACAUGUGGGUCAGCUUACCCGCCCCCGAGCCUUUUCCCAGAGUGCCAUGCACAGCCUGGAGCGAGGGGACAGGGGGAACACCCAAGCUCUAGCAGAACUCGCCCAGAUGUGUGGAGACAGCGGCAGCCAGUAUCCCAGCCACGCCCCUGCACCCUCUCACACUCAGAGGGGGGUCAGUGAGGACAUGACCAGUGAUGAAGAGCGCAUGGUCAUCUGCGAGGAGGAAGGAGAUGAUGAUGUCAUUGAGGACCCUUAUCCCAGCACCUCUAUAGACCUAAAGUGUAAGGAGCGCGUGACUGACAGCGACAGCGAGAACGGUUCAGGAGAUGAAGGAGAUCGGAAGAGAGUGUUUGCUCCAGUCAUCUGUUCCACUGCAUCAUCGUCUUCCUCACACCAUACCCCUCAUGGCAGGAGUGUUUCUCUGUCCUCUUUCCCCAGCAGCAGGCGUUAUGAUGAGGGGAGAUCUGGAGUAGGAGGGUUUUCAGACCACAGAAGAAAGGAGAGAAGUGAUGGAGAGAGUAAAGACACUUUUGUUAGCGAGGGAAGCAAUAUGCAGGCGUCUUCUGUCUCAAUCUCUUCCGGUCAAUCAAUCAAAUCCACUUCUCCAGCUGGAGGGCUUCCGUCCUCUUCAGUGGGCUCUAUAGGAGGGAGCCAGGCUCUUGGUGUUGGAGCUGUGAGGGUCGCGUCUACAGUAGUGACGAAUGUGAUGCGUCCUGUUAUCAGCACACCCCUACCAAUCGCCAGCAAACCCAGAGAUGGCGGCCCUUCAUCAAGCCCCCAUCCUCCAGAGAGAAAGUCCCUGACUCCUCAGCAGCAGCCCCAAAUCCUUCUCAGUCCAGGAGCAGGAGGUGGGCCUCCAGCCACAGGGGGCGGGUACUACCCUCCAUCCUCACCAAGUCCUGUAGGUGCAGGCAGUGUAGUGACUAAUUUAGUCUUAGGAGGGGCUCUGCCAGCUCAGUCUGCUUUACAGCUCAUCAACCCUCCCCCCCACCCUCAGCCAUCCCACCAGCAGGCUUUAGCCUCCACGGCUGUUUCAGCCUCUCCCAGCCAAAGCAACGGUCCCCUGUCCCUCCUUCAGCCCCAGUUCCUGCCUGGUUCAUCUCUGGCCGCCACCGGGGGCAAGGGCAUCACACAAGUUCAGUACAUCCUGCCCACCCUGCCUGCCAACACCAACCCCAAGAGCCCACCUCAGAAUCACAGCCAGCCAACCAGUAUCUUCAACCUGCCCACAGCUCCACCUACACAUGUAUCCUUAGCCAAUGGAAAGCAGCAGAGUGCCGGUUCACAGACAGGAUAUUCGUCCAGCCCUGCGGUGGGGGUAGUCAGCCCUGGAGCAAGAGUGCAAACCCAGCCUCAAGUGCUCCCAGGUAAAAUGCUCGUUCCCAUGGCAACAGUUCGGACUGCUCAAGCCCCUGCCCAGCAGUUUCCCAUUGUUGCCCCAUCCCUUCCUGUCCAGAAUGGUGCACAGGCUGGAAGCAAGAUCUACCACCUUGCCUCCAUGCCAGUGGUCCAGUCCCAGCUGCCUCAGGGUGGAGCGGUGCAUCCUGCCAGCCCCUUCCCUGUAACACUGGGAGCAGCAGCUGUGGUGACGCCAGGAUCAGCCCCAUCCCAGGCUGUGCUGCUGCCACCUGCACCCACGAGGAUUACCUAUGUCCAGCCCACCUCAGGGGUCCCAUCCACUUUGCCUCUAGUCUCUACAACAACCGGCUCCUCUCCCAGUCAGCAGACUCUACCAGUGCCUGGAUCUGCAUAUGUUCCCUCGCCUUUAGCAACACUCGGGUUUACAGCCAUCGCACCACCUGGACAGACACUGGUUCAGCCACUGAUCGCAGGUCAGCCGCCGCUCCUCGCCACAGCUCAGUCCCCUCAACCCUCCACCUCUGCCCCUGCCUCCGUCUCCGGGGGCCAGAUAGUCACCGCCAUUUACCCUCCAUCACAAAACGUCAGCAUGGCAUCAGGGGUGGUCUCAAUGGCACAGAUGCCCCCCAGCGUGGUCUACUCAGUCUCGGGCCCUUCAAGCUCCUCGCCCCACAUAUUACCCAAACACGCUGCUCCCCCCUCUGCAGUCCUCCACUCGCAGCCCCACCUGGAGCGACAGGUGGACAGGCAUCUGCCUCCGGACAGAUCCGCCGAUCGCCAGAGCGACAGCCAGGUGGACAUCCUGGCACAUUCAGAGAGGCAGACCACCGCAUCCAACAGUAACAGCUCAGCAGCACCUCCUAGUGGCUCAGCUGUGUCUACAAGGUCCUGCAGUCCUCCGCUUCAGAUCCAAGCACCUGGCAGCACACCUAAGCUACCACAGCUUCCAGUCAGGCUCCCUCAGAAAGUGAAAGCAACCGUGGCGACAAUUCCUGUAGGCAGCUACGACGGAGGAGGGCGAGGAAAAGACAGGGAGCGAGAGAAGGAGCGGGAAAAGGAAAGAGAGAAACAAGCGGCGGCCAACAGUCAUUUCUCCUUCGAAGCCGAACCUUCAGGGCACACGGGGUCUCCAUCGACUCAUCCCACUGAGGAGCCGUCGUCCUCUGACAGACCCCUGGAGGGUUCCAGCACCGCAGACUCCUCUGACACAAGGAACAGGGAAAGUACAACGCCCAAAGAGGGUGGGUGGAAGGAGACUCUCCCUUCCUCUCCUCUCCCCCCUCCAUCAGCCACAGAGCCCGCUUUGCCUCCCCCACAAACCGACAAAGACGGCCCCACUCCCAAAAGGAUCAAAGCCCGCCCACCACCACUAAAGAAGACCUUCGACUCCGUCGACAAGACUGGCAGGGUUCUGUCCGAGGUAUAUUUCGAGGAACGGUUUGCAGAGCUGCCUGAGUUUCGACCAGAAGAGGUUCUGCCUUCACCCACCCUGCAGAGCCUGGCCACUUCACCUCGCGCCAUCCUGGGCAGCUAUCGCCGCAAGAGGAAGAACUCCACAGAUUUGGACUCUGCGACAGACGAACAAGCCUCUCCGAAGAGGAAGAGUAGACGACGUUCCAGCUGCAGCUCUGAGCCCAACACGCCUAAAAGUGCCGCCAAGUGUGAAGGAGAUAUCUUCACCUUCGACAGAGCAGCUACAGAUGGAGAAGACAUUCUGGCAGAACUGGAGUUUGAGAAGGUGCCGUACUCGUCCCUGAGACGAACUCUUGACCAGAGGAGGGCGCUGGUCAUGCAGCUGUUCCAGGAGCAGGGCUUCUUUCCAUCAGCUCAGGCCACCGCGGCAUUCCAGACAAGAUACUCCGACAUAUUUCCUUCCAAGGUGUGUCUGCAGUUGAAGAUCAGGGAGGUUCGACAGAAGAUCAUGCAGACAGCGGCGCCGUCAGACGCCUCCGCUUUAGGCCCUACAGACUCGGCUUCGUCGGCUCCAGGGCCUUCGGGCUCCCAGUCAGCAGAGGGAUCUGGGAAGGGAGGUGGAGACCUGCAUGAUGAAGAAGUGGAACAGGGAAACGCUGCGAGUCCAGAGGAGCUUCGUGAGUCACAGGACUCCUCUAGAUGAGUGAUUGGGAUGCAUUAGAUUGAGCAGUCACUAACUCCUCAUCUCACAUUCCUCCACCCUCACACUCAUCCAUAUCUGUUAGGAGUGAGACAUUUUUGUUUGCAGUAUUUGGACUUUUUUUUUUUUUUUCCUGUGACUCUCACACCAAAAAUAGGAACACUUAAAAAAACAAGUGGUGCAGAAAGUAGAAACAGUUCAUUUCCAGACUUGAAUCAGCACUCGGUAUUAACCGCCUCAAAGAACGCCAGCCAUCAAAGGACCGUCAUGUACAGCUGCACUCAUUUGCCUUGAAGAUGAAACUGUUCCCGCUUCGGAUCCGCAAAUCCGCUUUGGCUGAACCGGCGACCAGUUAGGAAUUGAAAAAGAGGUAGUUGAUCUAUGUUUUGAUAUUUGUUCUGUUUUUAAUCAUUUUAGGAGAGUAAAGGCAGUAAAGCGUCUGCUAAAGGAACAACCUGUAUGUAUACUUAACUGUUGUAAGCUUGUGAUUUAUUCCUGCUGCCGUUGGGGGCUGGGCCCUCAGCAGCUGGAAACGAUGCAAUGGUUCGUUAUGGGGGGAACUUAUUGCAGUGGACCUCGACAGAUCAUUUCCUCACCUGUAGACCUUCAGAGGAGGUUUACCAGGAGGGUUUCAGAAACUUAAGGUGGACCUCUGGCGGUGCCAUCAUUCCCGCACACACCUGACCAACCAGGGUCUCCAUUUUUCAGCGACCCAGAACACAUGCCAGUAGGUGGGAAGUCAGCAUUCCUGUGCCUCAUUUGUUUGCCAUGAAGGAAGGAGGGUCGGAGUCACCGGGCACAUCCUGGCUCUCAGAGGCCGAGGCUGGGCUGGAAAAGGUCCUUAAUCCUCUGUUGCCAAGCAGUUUAUUUACUUCUUUUUAUAUUUGGAUUUAUAUUUAACAUGGUCAUAUUCAGUUUGUUGUACUAUUCUUAUGGUUAUUACUCCUCAUAUCAUUUAAGCGAAUCAAUGUUUUGUUCUCCUGGCAGAUUUUUUUAAAUACUUUCUGCCAACAUUACAUUUCUUCUUCUCUUCUGCUUUAUUUUAUUACCGAUAUUUGGAGGCAGGUGAGACAUGCUGCUCCACACCUGUACAGUUCCUCCGUUGUAGUCUUCCCUUGACUGGCCUCUCACCUCAGCAAGGACCUGCGGUGCAAUUCUUCUUAAUUCUUACAAACAGCGUGGAACCUUUUUUUUUAUGUCGUUUCAGCAGUAAUCAGUCGUCUGUUUAGAAGACCCCGUAUGCCUCUUACCUUCGCUGAAGUUCAUUUCUAUAAUCUCAACACUUAAUACUUCUCCUUCCUCCUCCUCUGUCCUCACCUCCUUCCUCCUUUUGUCACUUUAUUGCUCUCUCCUGACCUUUUUAAGGGUAGAGAAAAAAACUGGAGGAAUAGAAGGGAGGGAACAAAUCAAAAGAGAGCUGGUAGGAAAUAAUACUGGUGGUGUCUUUGUGGAAGACUUGGUUGUGUUGUAAAUAAUUACUGUAGAGUCAGCCGACUCAUUGAUAUGGAAAACAAUCUGUCAUUGAGCAUAAUGUUGACUUUUAUCAUUACUGAGGAAAAAUAAAUAUGA
Cyprinodon variegatus (sheepshead minnow) is the source of this 10076-nucleotide messenger RNA. RefSeq names its product protein capicua homolog (gene cicb). The transcript has 21 exons. Gene Ontology annotation, biological process: regulation of transcription by RNA polymerase II. Gene Ontology annotation, molecular function: DNA-binding transcription factor activity, RNA polymerase II-specific; RNA polymerase II transcription regulatory region sequence-specific DNA binding. Gene Ontology annotation, cellular component: nucleus. Lineage: Eukaryota; Metazoa; Chordata; Actinopteri; Cyprinodontiformes; Cyprinodontidae. The record is from RefSeq and is a predicted model, not a curated record. Bases 339 to 8510 code for a protein of 2723 amino acids.